Molecule: messenger RNA, 510 nt
Organism: Mucor velutinosus
Lineage: Eukaryota; Fungi; Mucoromycota; Mucoromycetes; Mucorales; Mucoraceae
Exons: 3
Coding region: 1-510 (169 amino acids)
Source: RefSeq, a predicted model, not a curated record
AUGAAGUUCUCUGCCAUUGCUCUCCUCGGUUCUCUCAUUGCCGGUGCUUCUGCCUUGCAAAACUUCGAAACUGCUGAUAAACAACUCAACAUUAGCUCUCCUUUGCUCAACGGUGUUUAUGUUGCUGGUCAAAUCCUUCCUUUGAGUUACACUCCUCUUAGUCCAAACAUGGUUCUCAACAUCUACCUCAAGGGUGCCAAUGUCAAUGAAACCGCCAUUGCCUUGAACGCUGACACUUCCAGUGACCCCACCAGCAAUGUCCCUAUCAAGGUCGACAACAUGACUUACUAUCAACAUUCUAUCAACUAUGCUAUCCCCACCACCUACCCCGCUGGCAAUUAUGAAUGUAUCUUUGAAAACGUUGCUACUCAUACCAACACCUCCAUUCCUGUCAGCCUCCUUGCUUAUGUCCCUCCCUCAGGUGCUUCAUCUGCUAUUCCUACUGCUGCCUCUACCGCUCCUGCUGUCUCUGAGACCUCCAUCAUCCUUGCCCAGCCUUCCAGUGCUUAA